Messenger RNA from Necator americanus (New World hookworm), 969 nucleotides. RefSeq lists its product as uncharacterized. Lineage: Eukaryota; Metazoa; Nematoda; Chromadorea; Rhabditida; Ancylostomatidae. Bases 1 to 969 code for a protein of 322 amino acids. The transcript has 9 exons. The record is from RefSeq and is a predicted model, not a curated record.
AUGUUGAGCGGUAGUAUUAUUUGCUUUUACGUUCUCGUUCUAUACGUUUUUACUGGUGCAUCUGGUUUAAUGUGCUACACUGGAAAAUUUAAUAAAAAGCUACAGACGGUUGAUACACAAAAGUUAUGUGCAGUUUACAUUGCUCAGGACUGCCUUAAUGAACCAAAAGGGUACUUCGACGUCGGUUAUGCUGAUGCUAUCAGAACUUCACUCUGCGUUAAAACAGGAUUUCAUUAUGUAUGUUAUUGCGACACUGAUUACUGCAGCAUGAAUUUCACGGCACUCCAAGAACUUUGGAAUGAAUCUACUGAUUACGACAAAAUAAGUGAUUUCUCCAAAUGUGUCAUGAAGUUAUCUUCAGAAAGAAAAUUCGCCACUGAGACUCGACCUACCACUACCACCACUGAAUCUACCGUAACUACCACAGAAGCAACGACUACAGAAAGCACUACUACAGAAAGAACUACUACAGAAAGAACUACUACAGAAAGAACUACUACAGAGGCAGAACACACAACUUACACAACAACAUCUCACCAGCCGGGUACAAUCGAAGAAACUACGGAAGAGCCAGGAGCUUUGAAAGGAAGCGACCAAGAGAAGAGCGGGAACAAAGAAGGAAAGGAAAGCGGUGAUAUAGACUUGGACUUCAUCAUUUUCCUGAUUCUUGUCAUUGUUGCUGCAAUUCUACUGAUAGCCAUCAUUCCAACCUUGAUCGGAUGUAUCAUAAUGAAAUCAAAAAGAGACAAAACCAGAAGACAGGCAAGAGAUGAACGUGCAAAAAGUCUCAGGUCCGACAAAAGUAGAAAAAGCGAUAAAAGUGCGAAGACAACGAGCACCAAGAGCGCGAAAACGGGCUCGAGCAUGAAAAGCCAUGGAAAUAGCACAAGAUCGGGGGACGAUAGUGCGAAAAACAACAGAAGCAACAUAACGACAAGGAGCAGCAGAAAGGAACAGUCGGGAAGAUAA